CAGAUCUACUUGGAAAUAAGGUUAUAGCUGGAUGUGGUGGUGCACAGUGUAAUCUCAGCAUAUUAGAGGCUGAGACCUGAGGAACACAAUUCAAGGCCACCCUGCAAGAUCAAAACAAGAAAAAAACCUCAAAAUCAGAGUUUUAGGAGUGAAUUUGCUGGAUCACAUAUUUAAAUGAGAACCUGCCUGACCAUUCUCCAAAGCAGCGAUUUUUGAUGAAACUGAGCCAUGAAACUGUCACCAUUGAAUUGAAGAAUGGAACACAGGUCCAUGGAACAAUCACAGGCGUAGAUGUCAGCAUGAACACACAUCUGAAGGCGGUGAAGAUGACCCUGAAGAACAGAGAGCCAGUGCAGCUGGAAACCUUGAGCAUUCGCGGAAACAACAUUCGCUAUUUUAUCCUGCCAGACAGCUUGCCUCUGGACACGCUACUUGUGGAUGUUGAACCUAAGGUGAAAUCUAAGAAGAGGGAAGCUGUUGCAGGAAGAGGCCGAGGCCGAGGCCGAGGCCGAGGGCGUGGCCGUGGCAGAGGAAGAGGAGGCCCUAGGCGGUAAUGCCUCUCCCAGGGACAGUGCAGGAGUGAUUCGGGACAUUUUCUGUAUAGGUUUUGUUUGUCAGUUUUUAAUAAACAUAAAUGUGGGACAGAGUUGUCUGUUGACUAUUACCAAGUUUAAGUUUUAGUAGUUUGCUACGUAUUGUGAAACUUACACCUUAAAAACAAAACAGUUUUCUUUUUCUCUUUUGUUUGGAUUUUUUUCAGACAGGGUCUCGCCAUGCAGUUCAGCCUGGGCUUGCACUCACUGUGUAGCCCAGGCUGGCCUCAGACCUGUGGCGAUCUUCCUGCCUCAGCCCCUCAAGGCCUGAGAUCACAGGAACGUGCCACCAUGCCCAGCUUAUUUUGGGGAAUGGAACCCAUGGUCUUUGUACUGAGUUACAUCCUCAGCCCUUUUUGGUGUUUUUUUCUUUUAAGACCGAGUCUUGCUAAGUUGCUAAAUUACCCAGGCUGGACUCAAACUUAUGAUCCCCAUGCCUCAGCCUCCCAGAGUGCCAGGCUUACAGGUGUGUGGCGCCACAACCAGCUCGGUCUUUCUUUUUUUUUUUUUUUUUUUUUGCCUGAAUGAGAUUUUUCUUUCAUAGUGAUUCUACAUGAAAUGUAUGCCUUUUUAUUUCCCGUCCGCUGCAUAUACAUUUCAUUGGUUGCUGAUUCCACUGUGUGGAACCUGGCCACUGGUGAAAUGAGUUCUGGCAUUUCAGAGAUUAGCAUCCUUAUGGGGUGGGCUCUAAAUUGACUCCUCUUCUGGGUUAACUUGGAAACAUCGGUGUGUGUUACAGGUUGAUAGUUACCGUCUUCUGAGUCAGAAACCAGUAAUUUUGCUGUCACUUAAUGUUUUUGUUUGUUUCACCUUUUUUAAUGGUUUCUCAAUAAAAUGCAGUUUUCUAUUGAGA
Messenger RNA from Heterocephalus glaber (naked mole-rat), 1446 nucleotides. NCBI's taxonomy places the organism in Eukaryota, Metazoa, Chordata, Mammalia, Rodentia, Bathyergidae. The record is from RefSeq and is a predicted model, not a curated record.